AUGUCCUCUUCCUCCCCCACAGACCAGAUCGCAAGUGCGGUGGAGAUAAAGCAAGAAAAUGGGAUGGAAGCCACCCCCGAAGGAAAGGAGGCGCCACCAGAAGUGGUGGGGGGAGCCGUCGCAGCACUCAAUCCUCCGGCUGCCGCCCCUUUCCCCAUGGAGCCAGUGGGUUCCACGGCUGCUGCUAGCGGAGAGGAGGGGGCGGCGGCGGCAGUAGCGGCCGCGGCCGCAGCAGCGGCGGCCGCUGCGGCGGACCAGGUACAACUCCACUCUGAACUUCUAGCCCGAAACCACCAAGCAGCCGCGGCAGCCGCCGCCGCCGCCGCCGCCGCGGCUGCAUCGCAGACCCCGCUGGCUUUUUCCCCGGACCACGUCGCCUGCGUUUGCGAAGCAUUGCAGCAAGGGGGAAACUUGGACCGCCUGGCCCGGUUCCUGUGGUCUCUGCCCCAGAGCGACCUGCUACGUGGCAAUGAGAGUCUCCUGAAAGCCCGAGCCUUGGUCGCCUUCCACCAGGGCAUCUACCCGGAGCUCUACAGCAUCCUCGAGAGCCACAGCUUCGAGUCGGCCAACCAUCCACUUCUGCAGCAGCUCUGGUACAAGGCGCGCUACAGUGAAGCCGAGAGAGCACGGGGCCGGCCCUUGGGAGCGGUGGACAAGUACAGGCUGAGGAGGAAAUUCCCCCUGCCCCGGACCAUCUGGGACGGCGAGGAGACGGUGUAUUGUUUCAAGGAGAAGUCGCGCAACGCGCUCAAGGAGCUAUACAAGCAGAAUCGUUACCCGUCCCCGGCAGAAAAGCGGCACCUGGCCAAGAUCACCGGCCUCUCCCUCACUCAGGUCAGCAACUGGUUCAAGAACCGGAGGCAGCGCGACCGGAACCCCUCCGAGACCCAGUCCAAAAGUGAGUCAGAUGGUAAUCCCAGCACUGAAGAUGAGUCCAGCAAGGGACAUGAGGAUUUAUCUCCUCAUUCACUCUCCAGUUCUUCUGAUGGAGUCACCAACUUGAGCCUUUCCAGCCACAUGGAACCAGUGUACAUGCAACAAAUCGGAAAUACUAAAAUAUCAUUAAGUUCCCCUGGAGUGUUACUGAAUGGAGGCUUAGUACCUGCAAGUACUUCACCCGUCUUCCUCAAUGGCAAUUCCUUUAUUCAGGGACCUAACAGUGUAAUCCUUAAUGGACUAAAUGUAGGAAAUGCACAGACUAUGACUUUAAACCCAUCCAAAACUUCAUCAAGCAUUGUGAAUAAUGGUGCAUCCAUGACUGACAUCUUGGGAUCUCCUUCAGAGGAUGUAAAAGACUUCAAAGUCCUCCAGAGUUCCACAACAAAUUCUGCAGCAACAACAUCCUACAGCCCCAGUGUCCCUGCUUCAUUUCCUGGUUUGAUACCUAGCACUGAAGUUAAAAGGGAAGGCAUACAAACAGUGGCUUCUCAAGAUGGAGGUUCUGUGGUGACUUUUACAACACCCGUGCAAAUAAACCAGUAUGGCAUUGUACAGAUCCCCAAUUCAGGAACAAAUGGCCAGUUGCUUAAUGGAAGCAUUGGAUUCUCUCCUCUGCAGCUGCCUCCUGUUUCAGUGGCAGCUUCACAAGGUAAUAUUUCAGUCAAUUCAAGCACUUCUGAUGGGGGGACGUUUACAAGUGACUCUACCACAGCACAGCAAGGAAAGGUUUUCUUCAGCUCUCUUGCGCCUAGUGCAGUAGUCUACACAGUUCCAAAUUCAGGUCAAACAGUAGGAUCUGUUAAACAAGAGGCCUUGGAAAGGAGCCUUGUAUUUUCUCAAUUAAUGCCUGUCAAUCAAAACCAAGUCAAUGUAAACAUGUCUUCUGAAAAUAUCUCAAGCAGUGGCCUACAUCCUAUGGCCUCAUCAUUAGUUAAUGUAACUCCAACUCACAGUUUUUCCCUAGCUCCCCCUGCUCUACUGAAUGCAACGGAGUUAAACGCUGAUAUUAGUGAGAGCCAGCCCUUGUCUACACCUGUAACAAGCACAUCUACUGUGAUAUCUGUCAGCAACACCAACUAUGCAACUCUUCAGAACUGUUCCCUUAUUACUGGUCCAGACCUAAUGUCAAUUCCAAUGACCCAGCCUGCCCUUGGGGAAGUAGUUCCAGCAGCUGGAGACCGUGUGGGUCAUUCCUCCCCAGCAGUACAUGAGGAUUUUGUCAGAGAGCACCGGUUAGUUCUGCAAUCCGUAUCUAACAUAAAGGAGGAUUUCAUACCAAGUUCUGAGGACAAAGCCACAAGCAACUUAAUGAUGCUGGAUUCCAAAUCCAAAUAUGUCCUGGAUGGCAUGGUUGAAACAGUCUGUGAAGAACUGGAAACAGACAAAAAAGAGCUUGCCAAGCUCCAGACUGUCCAGUUGGAUCAAGAUAUGCAAGAUUUAUAA
Molecule: messenger RNA, 2382 nt
Organism: Trichosurus vulpecula (common brushtail)
Lineage: Eukaryota; Metazoa; Chordata; Mammalia; Diprotodontia; Phalangeridae
Gene: SIX4
Product: SIX homeobox 4
Exons: 3
Coding region: 1-2382 (793 amino acids)
Biological process (GO): regulation of transcription by RNA polymerase II
Cellular component (GO): transcription regulator complex; nucleus
Molecular function (GO): DNA-binding transcription factor activity, RNA polymerase II-specific; RNA polymerase II cis-regulatory region sequence-specific DNA binding
Source: RefSeq, a predicted model, not a curated record